Molecule: messenger RNA, 1330 nt
Organism: Aureococcus anophagefferens
Lineage: Eukaryota; Pelagophyceae; Pelagomonadales; Pelagomonadaceae
Exons: 1
Coding region: 1-1293 (430 amino acids)
Biological process (GO): ubiquitin-dependent protein catabolic process; protein polyubiquitination
Molecular function (GO): ubiquitin protein ligase activity
Source: RefSeq, a predicted model, not a curated record
AUGGACGUCGACGGGCCGCCGGCGGCCGCGGCCGACGACGGCGCGGCGCUGAGCCGCGAGCCGCGCGUGGCCCAGGUCCUCGCGGCCGUGCCCUUCGUCGUGCCCUUCGUCCAGCGCGUGGCCCUGUUCCAGGCCCUGGUCGACGGCGACCGCCGCGCGCACCAGUCGGACGCCGCGGCGGCGCUCGCGGCGAUCCGGCCGCUCGGCGUCCGCGCGAAGGUGCGGCGCGACGCGCUCUUCGACGACAGUAUGGCGGCGCUGGCGGACCUGCCGGCGGACCAGCUCAAGUCGCGGGUCCAGAUCACCUUCGUCAACGAGGCGGGCCACGAGGAGGCGGGCAUCGACGGCGGCGGCGUCUUCAAGGAGUUUUUAGACGAGCUCUCGAAGGCCGCGUUCGACCCGGAGCGGGGCGGGUUGUUCCGCAGCGCGACGGACGGCGCGCUCUACGCCGGCGGCGGCGCGCGGGACGCGUCCACGCUGCGCAAGUACGAGUUCUGCGGCCGCGUCAUCGCGAAGGCGCUCUACGAGCGCGUCCUGGUCGAGCCGCGGUUCGCGCGGUUCUUCCUCAACAAGGCGCUGGGCAAGUACAACUACUUCGACGAUUUGAGGUCGUUGGACGCGGGCCUCUACGCCCAGCUGUCGCGGCUGAAGAACCUCGACGACGCGGACCUCGCGGCGCUGGAUCUGCGCUUCGAGGUCACGUCCGUCGACGCGCGCGGCCGGCCCGGCGACGUACCGCUCGCGCCGGGCGGCCGGGACACGGCCGUCGACGCGUCGAACCGGGCGCGCUACGUCCAGCUCGUCGCGCACCACCGCCUCAACGUCGAGACGCGGCGGCCCUCGGCCGCGUUCCUCCGGGGCCUCCGCGCCGUCGUGCCCGCGCGGUGGCUCAAGAUGUUCGACGCCGAGGAGCUCCAGACUUUGGUUUCGGGCGACGACCGGCCCCUGGACGUCGAGGACUGGCGGGCCCACGCGCACUACGGCGGCGGCUACCACCCGUCGCAGCCCAUCAUCGCGUGGUUCUGGGAGGUCGUCGCCGAGUUCUCGGCCGAGGACCGCGCGGGGCUCCUGCGCUUCAUCACGUCCUGCAGCCGGCCGCCCCUGUUGGGGUUCAAGUGCCUCAACCCGCUCAUCUCCAUCCACAAGGUCCAGAUCGCGAGUGACGAGGAGCGGCUCCCCACGGCGGGCACGUGCAUGAACCUCCUCAAGCUCCCGAACUACUCAUCCAAGGCCGCGCUCAAGGAGAAGCUCCUCUACUCCAUCCGCAACGCCCACGGCUUCGAGCUCUCCUGAGGACGGGGGUGCUACUUAAGGGGGCGCCGUCGCCGUC